CUCGUGAACUAGAGUCUACCUAGGGAGAUCAAUGGAAGGAAGACGGUCGAUCCUUCUGCAGUGCCAGGCUCAUGGGUCAUGACUCUUUCACGAGGGGUGCAUGAAUCGGUGGCUCAAGAACUUUAAAACAAUCCUUUGAACGGCGAAACCUCGCGCUACCCAUCGUCUGGUUAAUUUUAAUCGCAAGCAAUUUUCGAUGCAAAAGUUUUUCCGCUUCCCCCCUGUAGGCCUCUAAAAGUCGAGUCGAGGAAUAUGUUGUUGUCCCCACCACAGCUGAGAUUGCAACAUGAAACUCCAGGCAAGCCUUCUUACUUUGGCUUUGGCCACUGUCUCGUUAUCUAAACCUACGGCGAGGCAAUCGACCUCAUUCGUGAAGGCUGAUGGCCAAAGCUUCACCCUCGAUGGUCAACCGUACACUGUCUUUGGCUCCAACUCCUACUGGGUUGGCUUGACUGGUCUCACCACCGAUGAAAUGGAUGUCACAUUUCAGGACAUUGUCGAAACCGGUGGGACUACUGUCCGAACAUGGGGCUUUAACGAAGUCACCUCCGCCAGUGGCGACUACUACCAGCUCUGGAACGGAAGCACCCCUACUAUAAAUUACGGUUCGACUGGUCUUGAGAACUUUGAUAAUGUUGUGGCUGCUGCUAAGGCAAACAACAUUCGCCUCAUUGUUACGCUUACGAAUAACUGGUCAAACUACGGCGGAAUGGACGUUUACGUUGACCAAAUCCUUGGUGAAGGCCAGCCUCAUGACUACUUCUACUCUAACCCCGAGGUCAUUGCCGCCUUCCAAAACUACGUGAAGGUGUGGAUUGAAAGGUACAUCGAAGAGCCCACCAUCUUCGGUUGGGAGCUGGCAAAUGAGCCACGUUGCACUGGAUCCACCAACGCUACCUCAGGUACUUGCACUACCACUACGAUCACGGAUUGGGUCAAGACUAUGUCCAGCUACAUCAAGUCUCUCGACAGCAACCACCUAGUUGGUCUCGGAGACGAGGGCUGGUUCAACUUGUCCAACUCCACCGACUAUGCUUACGAUGGUUCUCAGGGUGUCGACUUCGAUGCCAACUUGGCUAUUGACACUAUCGACUUUGGAACUUUCCACCUAUACCCCUACACUUGGAGUGAGGAAACCCCGAGCGCGAUGGUCUGGGGUCAGGAAUGGAUCGAGAACCACCGCGAUGCUCAGGCCACCUACAACAAACCUGUACUGAUGGAAGAGUUUGGUGUAUACGCUGACCAGAACCAGACCACGACCUACGAGAAUUGGUACUCCACCGUGAUCGAUGGCGGGUUGAGUGGUGUACUCAUCUGGCAAGCUGGUUCGAACUUGACGAGUGGACUCACACCAAACGACGGUUUCACGAUUUACCCCGAUACUCCCGUGUACUACUUGGAAGAGCAGUUUUCGGCUCAACUCAAAGCAAAGAAUUAGGGACUUCGAAAGGGCCUCAGUUUGUCCAGACAUAGACAGUUUAUGCAAUGCCAUGAUGUCACAUAAACGAACUCUGGUCCCAAGGACUGCUUGGAAAAAAGCAAGCUCCGCAGUAAAAUAAGGGACUUUCCCUCGGAAAUACUUGAGCAGGAAUGACUCAGGACUGGCGAACACAAG
Suillus subalutaceus is the source of this 1615-nucleotide messenger RNA. RefSeq names its product glycoside hydrolase family 5 protein. The record is from RefSeq and is a predicted model, not a curated record. NCBI's taxonomy places the organism in Eukaryota, Fungi, Basidiomycota, Agaricomycetes, Boletales, Suillaceae. Gene Ontology annotation, molecular function: hydrolase activity, hydrolyzing O-glycosyl compounds. The transcript is spliced from 15 exons. Bases 287 to 1438 code for a protein of 383 amino acids.